GUCUUGCCUCUCUAUCUAAAUAUACGACUCGAGAUGGCGGGCCGGCAGAACCGUGCGACGGCAGCGCCCACAACUCAACUCGCCACCAUUUGCAUCAUGCUUCGCUCGUUCCUUGCCCUUGCUCUCUCGUCGGCUGCGCUUGUCGCGGCGCAGGAGCUGGCGCACAUGUCCAUUUCGAUCGAGUGGGCCGAUCGCUCGCAUGCCAACUCGGCGUGCCCUCGCGCCGACUCGGAGCUUGUGCGCCAGGGCCUCACCGCAUACGCCUUCCGGUCAGCGAACGACACUAGCAACGCGUGCGGACACUGCAUUCAUCUCUGGACCAACACGGCCAACGUCACGGUGCAAGUCACCGAUGUCGACGUCGCGAUCGACAACUUUUUCGACUUGGAGAUUUCGCGCAAGGCGUUUGCUGUCUUCCAGGACUACGCCGUGGCGGGCGCGAUCCGCGGUGUCAGCAGCGUCCCGGUCCCGUGCCCACCGUAGUCAACCUGUCCAAGUUGUCUGUGGUACUUCAGUGGACGUCGUGUAAUAACGACAACUUUGAUAUGUUUCUUCGUGACGCCUACA
This is a messenger RNA of Saprolegnia diclina VS20, 567 nucleotides long. RefSeq lists its product as hypothetical. The record is from RefSeq and is a predicted model, not a curated record. NCBI's taxonomy places the organism in Eukaryota, Oomycota, Saprolegniomycetes, Saprolegniales, Saprolegniaceae. Bases 34 to 483 code for a protein of 149 amino acids. The transcript is spliced from 3 exons.